AUUUUUCGCUUCAUAUAAUAUCAAUGUCAUGAGAUAUUGGUGAAGUCGAUUCACUAUUUAUUUAACACGAGCGAACAGGUUGUUAGCCGCCUAUCGCGCGUCUUCCUUUGGUAUAAACUAAUGGGGGCGAUGACAAUGCAUCCUGCACCUCUAUAGGACUUGGUUCCUUGGAGAUUCACUAAUCAAAAUUAGUCAAAGCUGUUCUUCUUACAUGGCUUCCCUUCAGUGUCUCAUGUGUCUUAAUCUUUGUCCUCAUCAACCAGCUGCCAGGUUGCAUGGAUUCCGACAAAGACGAUCCACUACUACGAGAUUGAUCUUCCGAGUUAAAUGUGAAAGUAGGGGUAGUUCGUAUGUAGAUGAAGCCGCCACGGGUAAUGAAAAGAAGCUCAAAAUCCUUGUUGCUGGUGGAGGAAUUGCUGGCCUGGUUUUUGGCCUGGCUGCUAAGCGAAGCGGAUUUGACGUUAAAGUGUUCGAGAAAGACUUGACUGCUGUAAAAGGGGAGGGCAUGGAGCGCGGUCCGAUUCAGCUUUUGAGCAGUGCGUUAGGACUGCUGGAAGCUAUCGACAAAGACGUUGCAAGGGAAAUUAUGGGAGCCGGUCACGUCACUGGCGACAGGAAUUGUGGCCUGGCCGAUGGCAGGAGCGGUGAAUGGUUUGUGAAGUUUGAUUUUCUAACACCAGCGAUUGUAAAGGGAAUUCCAAUUACUCAAAUGAUAUGUAGAAUGGAACUGCAAAGGCUUCUGUUGAACGCAGUUGGUGAGGAUGUAGUAAUCAACAACUCAAAGGUUGUUGACUUUGUCGAUGAUGCCGACAAGGUAACGGUGUUUCUUGAUAACGGUCAGCAAUACGAGGGGGAUUUAUUGAUUGGGGCAGAUGGGUUGCGGUCCACGGUGCGGUCAAAACUAUUUGGUGCACAUGAGCCAAACUACUCAAAUUUUAUAUGCUACACUGGGGUUGCAGAAUUUGAUCCCCAGCACUUACCUCACUUCGGAUAUAAAGUAUUCUUAGGAAGGAACCAGUUCUUCGUUGCCGCCGAUAUUGGGAAGGGGAGGCUGCAAUGGUACGCCUUCGUCAAGGAGGCUCGUCAAAGUCCCGUUUCCUCCGCAGGAAAUAAAAACAUGCUCGUGGAACGUUAUGGAGAUUGGUGCAACGAGGUCGUUAAUAUUAUCCGCAGAACACAAGAGAACAUGAUAAUACGUAGGCCUAUAUACGACACAGACAUGAUGGACACGUGGGGGAGGGGUCGUGUGAUUUUGUUAGGCGAUGCUGCUCACGCAAUGCUACCGAAUCUAGGCCAAGGCGGCAGCAUAGCUAUUGAGGACUGUUACUGGCUUAUGGUUGAGCUGCAGAAUCUUGCACAAACUCGUCCUAUGUCCGAUAUUACGUCAGAUGAUUUAGCAUCGGCCUUCAGAAGAUUUGAAAAGAAGAGAAUGUUUAGAGUAAGAACAGUGCACACCAUUUGCAGAAUGGCUUCAGUUAUGACAUCUGUUUAUCAGAGUUACUUAGACAUUGGUCCUCUUCCACUAUUUAAAGAGUGGAGUAUGAGGGUUAAACAUCCUGGACUUCUUAUUACGAACCAACUACUGCAGAUUGCUUUGCCAAAAUUCAUGGACUGGGUUAUAGCAGGCCAAGAAUGACCUCAAAUUCCAAUGUAUCCAUGUCUAAUGUUGUUCCCAUUGCAAUUUCAAUAAGGGAAAUAUAGGAUUUUUCUUAUAGGACUCAGGUUUUGAUUCGUCACAUCGGUACUAUAUAGCUCCGUAGCCAACCCAGAAGUUAAUUAUGAUAUAUAUGUCUAUCCGUGUGACGAUCUAUCUUUCUAAUGUCGUGGGGAUUAUAUUUUUCAAAUAGUUGUACAAGGGUAA
This is a messenger RNA of Sesamum indicum (sesame), 1861 nucleotides long. RefSeq names its product zeaxanthin epoxidase, chloroplastic. Gene Ontology annotation, molecular function: FAD binding. The record is from RefSeq and is a predicted model, not a curated record. Lineage: Eukaryota; Viridiplantae; Streptophyta; Magnoliopsida; Lamiales; Pedaliaceae.